Molecule: messenger RNA, 2535 nt
Organism: Acaulospora colombiana
Lineage: Eukaryota; Fungi; Glomeromycota; Glomeromycetes; Diversisporales; Acaulosporaceae
Source: the annotation of a GenBank genome assembly
AUGUCGCUCGUCAGAAGCCUUGCGACACGGCAAUGCAGGACGGGGUUCGCCCGUACCAUCUCAAAUUCAGCAAAAGUCUCACUGGCACAACCUAUGCCAACUGAGCCACCAGAAACUCCCAAAGCUAAACCACCUCUCAUGAAAGAGUUCAAGAUUUAUCGUUGGAAUCCAGAUGAACCAGAGAAAAAGCCAACUCUGCAAUCGUAUCAAGUAGAUUUGAACCAGUGCGGCCCGAUGAUAUUGGACGCCCUGAUCAAGAUUAAGAACGAAAUGGACCCCACCCUCACCUUUCGGCGGUCAUGUCGUGAGGGCAUUUGCGGAUCAUGCUCUAUGAAUAUCGACGGGCAAAACACACUUGCAUGCCUCUGCCGUAUCGAUAGAGAUGGGUCCAAGAACACAAAGAUUUAUCCCUUGCCGGCUAGAGAUUUCGCACUAGUGUACGUUGUGAAGGAUUUGGUCCCGGAUCUUACUCUCUUCUUCAAGCAAUACAAGUCGGUUGAACCGUACUUGAAGAACGAUAAUCCACCAGAGAAAGGCGAAUAUUUACAGAGCCCAGAGGACAGGAAGAAACUCAACGCUCUGUUGCAUGCCUACCGCUGGAUAGCUGACUCACGAGUGAGUGGACCACCAUUGGUCUCAAUACAUGGCUCAUUCUCUGUUUGCAGGACUCUUAUGGUGCAGAUAGGAGGGAGAAGCUUCAGAAUACGUUCAGUCUGUACCGGUGUCACACCAUUCUCAACUGCAGUCGAACAUGUCCCAAGGGAUUGGAGCCCGAAUCACUUUGGCCUCAUCUACGAUCUGGUUGCCCAAGACUGCACCUGCGUUGCUUGUAUGUCGACCAAUUGGGAAUACGAAAUUGACUGUCUCACGUUACACAGAGAAGGAUCCAGCCAGACAUUUCCCAAUGCCGAUGUAGGCGACGUACUUCAGAUUCCAGAUUGGCCUGGUCCACGAACCCUUGCGGUCACGCGUAAAGAACACAUCCUACACAGAUGGAACACACACACUAGCCCUCGUACCAUCGAUAAUCUUCCUUGGUCUGGUGCUGUCUGCUACAUUCACUUGAGGUCAAUCGAUUCGGAGACCUUGUCACUGAUAAACGAACUAAAACAGGGCUCGACGGUGUUCCCAAUUGCAUUUAGCGCAACCAUGGUUGGUGUCAGAACAUAUACGGCCGUUAUAAAUCUGAAAAGGGUAUCAAGGCGGCGCGUACUUGUAGUACAUAUCUGUACGAUUACUCCCAACUUCCUUCUUGCCAAAGUCGAGUGUGAUUCUGGCCACUGCGGAGUAUCUCGAAUCAAGAAGCUGGACGACCAGGACGGUCAACAAACGCGUGCCAUGCUCAACCGAAAGACGUGGUACAAGAUAGCAAGAGAACUACCCAAGAGCGUUAUACCCAACAACUACGACGUAGGUCUUCGCAAUUUUACCGUUGAAGACCUUAGCAGAAGAUUCACUAUCAUCAUCAAUACAUAUUACCACGCGACUAUUUCACCCUUCCUUGGACUGAAUUCUCUCCUGCCAAACGAACUUUAUUUCUCGCCCCACAAUCCACCCAAGACCGCAGAGGCCAUAGUCCACAUCCUAUCUCCCAGAACAUAUAGCUGCCGUUGGGAGUGGGUGCUUUCCGCUUUUGUCGCUUCACUUGCCUUGCUCGGGGUCACCCUCAUCGGCAUAAUAUGCGAUAGGCAAGUGGUUUGCCCAGACAUUUAUGGAUAUGUCUCGAGCAUGACAAGAGACGAUGCUAGUGCGGUUCGAAGACGUAGCUCCGAACAAGAAGAUAGGUCACCUCGCUUUUAUGAUGGCAGGGUACAAGAAGCUAGCAGAGCAGUCGAUCGACAGUCGUCUUCAGAGGACGAAGAUAUAUUCGUAGACUUGACGACUGUUGAGGAGACUAGAGGAGUACUAUUAGCCAAGAUUAAGCGGAUAAAUCACUCUUUUUAUACAUCAAUGGUUGAACUCUGGGGACGAAGAGGUUGUAAAGAUGGGAUAAACAUAGGCCAGAACUCGACUAUUACGGGAGACAAACGCCUCAAUAUCGCGUACAGAGGAAUAUCAAAGAAUCUGACACCGAAAUACUGGCUAGCCAGAUCAAAUCAAAGAAAUCGCAUAGGAUGGGCCGAAGAACCCAGCCACCACUUUGGAUUCAUCUACGACUUGGUUGCCCAAGACUACGCCUACCUUGCGUGCAUGUCGACCAACUGGGAACACGCACCUCCUAAAGAUGAAGCCUUGAAGUCCAGAAAUCAGCAGUCGGAACCAACACGGAGCGCCGAUUCCUUUGAAGAUGAACUAGAGAAAUCUCAUUCUGAUAGCAAGGAUGCUCUCGGGCUACAUGGAGACGGAUCCAGUCAGACAUUCACCAACGCCGAUGUAGACGACAUACUCCAGAUCCCAGACUGGCCCGGUCCACAAACACUUGAGAUCACGCGCAGGGAAAGCAUUUUACGCAGAUUAGGAUAUGCGUUAGCCCUCAUACCACCGAUAAUCUUCCUUGGUAAGGAAAUGAGACACGUGGUGGCCCGAUCUAUCUAA